AGACCCUGGCGGACAGCAGCAGAGAGGGAGGUUGGACCGGGAACAAUAGAGAGAAACGAAGCCAGCCCUGAAACACCGAGAGGGCGACAGAAAGAAAGAAAUCUAGCGAGGGGGCUGAAGGGAGAGAGAGGUAAACAGGAGAACAUGUGAGGAAUAAAGACGCGAGGAUUUUCCGGACCUGAGGGCUUUAUUUCUGUCUUUCUUUGUCGGUGGAUUGUAUUGAACCGGAUUCCGGUAUGAACCCUGCAGAAGCGGCCGAGGAGGCGCCCAGCGACCCCGACACUGAUGCCUUCUACAAAACAGGGUCGUUCAGGACUGAAGGCAUCAAAGCGUCUGAUGUUCUUCCCGUGUUAAAGGAGAAAGUUGCCUUCGUGUCAGGUGGGCGAGAUAAAAGAGGAGGACCAAUCUUGACAUUUCCUGCCAGGAGUAACCAUGACCGAAUAAAACAGGAAGACCUGAGGAGGCUGGUAACCUACCUGUCUACUGUUCCCAGUGAGGAUGUAUGUAAACGUGGUUUUACUGUCAUCAUCGACAUGCGUGGUUCUAAGUGGGAACUGAUCAAGCCUCUGCUGAAGACACUGCAGGAGUUUUUCCCGGCUGAGAUCUGUGUGGCGCUCAUCAUCAAACCGGACAACUUCUGGCAGAAACAGAAAACGAACUUCGGCAGUGCGAAGUUCUCCUUUGAGACCAGCAUGGUGUCAGUUGAAGGUCUGGCCAAACUAGUGGAUCCCUCCCAGCUGACGGACGACUUUGAAGGCUCUCUGGACUACAACCACGAGGAGUGGAUGGAGCUGAGAGUCUCUCUGGAGGAAUUCAUGUCCAACGCUGUUCACCUGCUGUCUAGACUGGAGGACCUGCAGGAGCUUCUGUCCAAGAAGGAGUUUCCUGCGGAUGUGGAGGGAUCCCGUCGGUUGAUAGAGGAGCACACACAGCUGAAGAAGAAGGUGCUGAAGGCUCCAGUGGAGGAGUUGGACCGGGAAGGCCAGAGGUUGUUGCAGUGUAUCCGAUCUAGUGAGGGUUUUUCAGGGAGGAACUGCAUCUCGGGCUCUGCUGAUUUCCAGAGCUUGGUGCCCAAGGUGGCCAGUCUGCUGGAUAAGCUCCACUCCACGAGGCAGCAUCUCCAUCAGAUGUGGCACGUCAGGAAGCUGAAGCUGGACCAGUGCUUCCAGCUCCGCCUCUUCGAACAGGAUGCCGAGAAGAUGUUUGACUGGAUCAGCCACAACAAAGAAGUGUUCCUGCAGAGUCACACGGAGAUUGGCCGAGGUUACCAACAUGCUGUGGAGCUGCAGACUCAACACAGCCACUUCGCCAUGAACUCCAUGAAUGCCUAUGUAAAUAUCAACAGAAUCAUGUCAGUGGCGAGCCGCCUGGUGGAGGCCAGUCACUACGCCUCCACACAGAUAAAACAGAUCUCAGGUCAACUGGAUCAGGACUGGAAAAGUUUUGCUGCUGCACUUGACGAGCGCUCCACCAUCCUCGCCAUGUCGUCUGUCUUUCACCAGAAGGCUGAACAGUUCCUGUCGGAGGUGGAGGCCUGGUGUAAAGUCUGCAGUGAGGGAGGGUUACCGUCCGAGAUGCAGGAGCUGGAAAUCGCAAUCCACCGCCAUCAGAGCCUGUACGAGCAAGUCACCCAGGCUUACACUGAGGUGAGUCAGGACGGUAAAGCCCUAUUGGACGUCCUCCAGAGGCCUCUGAGUCCCGGCAACUCUGAUUCGCUGACAGCCACUGCCAAUUACUCCAAAGCGGUUCACUGCAUCCUGGAUGUGGUUCACGAGGUUCUCCACCAUCAGCGGCGUCUGGAGAAUAUCUGGCAGCAUCGAAAAGUCCGACUGCACCAGAGACUGCAGCUGUGUGUGUUCCAGCAAGAUGUCCAGCAGGUGAUGGACUGGAUAGAAAACCACGGCGAGGCUUUCCUCAGCAAACACACUGGUGUUGGGAAAUCCCUUCACAGAGCCCGAGCCCUGCAGAAAAGACACGACGACUUUGAAGAUGUAGCUCAGAACACAUACACAAAUGCAGACAAGCUGCUGGAGGCGGCUGAGCAGCUGGCUCAGACCGGAGAGUGCGAUCCAGAAGAAAUCUACAAGGCAGCCAGACACCUGGAAGUCCGAAUCCAGGACUUUGUCCGCCGAGUCGAACACAGGAAGCUGCUGCUCGACAUGUCUGUCUCCUUCCACACACAUACCAAGGAGCUGUGGUCGUGGAUGGAGGAGCUGCAGAAGCAGCUGUUGGACGAAGUGUGCUGCGAUUCGGUGGAUUCAGUUCAGACUCUAAUCCAGCAGUUUCAGCAGCAGCAGACGGCCACGCUCGAGGCGACGCUCAAUGUGAUUAAAGAGGGAGAAGAAUUAAUACAGCAGCUCAGAGAUGCAGCCAUGUCGACCAAUAAGACGCCACACUGCAGUUCCAUCGCACACAUCCAGGGGGUGCUGCAGCAGCUGGACGAGGCCCAGGGCCAGAUGGAGGAACUGUUCCACGAGCGCAAAAUCAAGCUGGACAUCUUUCUCCAGCUACGCAUAUUUGAGCAGUAUACAAUAGAAGUCACAGCGGAGUUGGACACCUGGAACGAGGAUCUGUCUCGUCAGCUGAACGACGGCAGCCGCUCAGGCGGUAGCAGCAGCAGCAGUGGGGGAGGCGGCGCCUCCUCUGGCAGCGCAGAGGACAUCGGCCUGGCAGAGCAGCGGCUGAAAAGACACGCAGAGAGGAAGGCAGCCAUGAACAACAUGACCUACGAAGUGAUGCAGCAGGGUCAAGACCUGCACCAGUACAUCAUGGAGGUCCAGGCUUCAGGGAUCGAGCUGACAGGGGAGAAGGACAUGGACUUGGCCUCUCAGGUUCAGGAGCUGUUGGAGUUCCUCCAUGAGAAGCAGCAGGAGGUGGAGCUCAACGCGCAACACACGCACACACGGCUGGAACAAUGCCUGCAGCUGCGCCACCUACAGGCCGAGGUUAAACAGGUGUUGGGUUGGAUUCGUAAUGGUGAGUCCAUGUUGAAUGCCAGCAUGGUGAAUGCCAGCUCUCUGUCUGAGGCUGAGCAGCUGCAGAGGGAACAUGAACAGUUCCAGAUGGCUAUCGAGUCUCUCUUCCAUGCUAACUCUCUUCAGAAGACUCAUCAGAGCGCUUUGCAGGUCCAGCAAAAAGCUGAGAUGGUGCUACAGGCAGGUCACUAUGAUCCAGAGGCAAUUCGAAGCUGUGCUGAGAAAGUGGCUAUCCACUGGCAGCAGUUGAUGCUGAAGAUGGAGGACCGCCUGAAGCUUGUCAAUGCCUCUGUGGCCUUCUACAAGACGUCUGAACAGGUCUGCAGUGUGUUAGAGAGCCUUGAGCAGGAGUAUCGUCGGGAUGAAGACUGGUGUGGCAGUCAUGAUAAACUGGGAAUGUCGGCUGACAGCGACCACCUUCUACCUCUGAUCAGUAAACACCUGGAGCAGAAAGAAGCUUUCCUCAAGGCAUGCACUCUGGCCCGGAGGAACGCUGAGGUGUUUCUGAAGUACAUCCACAGGAACAAUGUGAGCAUGCCUGGAGCCACCAGUCACGCCAGAGGGCCUGAACAGCAAGUUAAAGCCAUUCUGAAUGAGCUGCUGCAGAGAGAGAACAGAGUCCUUCACUUCUGGACAUUAAAGAAACGAAGGCUGGACCAGUGUCAGCAGUAUCUGGUGUUUGAACGCAGCACCAAACAGGCAUUGGAUUGGAUCCAAGAGACAGGUGAAGUUUACUUGGCCACACACACGUCACCUGGAGACAGCAGCGAGGAAACACAGCAGCUCCUCAACGACUAUCAUCACUUCAGACAUACUGCCAAGCAAACCAAGGAGAAGGUGAAGCUGCUGAUCCAGUUGGCGGACAACCUGGUGGAGAAAGGCCAUGCCCAUGUGUCGGAGCUGAAGCGCUGGGUCAGCACGGUGGAUCGCAGAUACCGCGACUUCUCCCUACGCAUGGCCAAAUACCAGGAGAGCCUAGAAAGGAGCCUGGGAGUCAGCUCUGAGGACAAUAAAGACUUGGAGUUGGACAUUAUCCCUGCCAGCCUGACAGAUGACCCUGAGGUCAAACUUCGUGAUCCCAACCACGAGGUCAAUGAGGAAAAGAGGAAGUCCGCCAGGAAGAAAGAGUUCAUCAUGGCAGAGCUACUGCAGACAGAGAAGACCUACGUCAGAGAUCUCCACGAAUGUUUAGAGACCUACCUGUGGGAGAUGACCAGCGGUGUGGAGGAGAUUCCUCCAGGCAUCGCCAACAAGGAGCAUAUCAUCUUCGGCAACAUGCAGGAGAUCUGUGACUUCCACAACAAUAUUUUCCUGAAGGAGCUGGUGAACUAUGAGCAGCUACCAGAGGAUGUUGGUCACUGCUUUGUCACCUGGGCUGAUAAGUUCCACAUUUAUGUGGAUUACUGUAAGAACAAACCAGACUCCAGUCAGCUCAUACUGGAGCAUGCGGGCACCUUCUUCGACGACAUUCAGCAGAGACGUGGACUGGCUAACUCCAUCUCCUCCUACCUCAUCAAACCGGUCCAGAGGAUCACCAAGUACCAACUACUGCUUAAGGAGUUACUGUCUUGUUGUGAGGAGGGUAAAGGGGAGAUUAAAGAUGGUUUGGAGGUGAUGCUCAGUGUUCCUAAGAGAGCUAAUGAUGCCAUGCAUCUCGCCAUGUUGGAGGGGUUUGAGGAAAACCUGGAGGUGCAGGGCGAGCUGAUCCUGCAGGACAGUUUCCAGGUUUGGGAUCCACGCUCGCUGAUCAGGAAGGGGCGGGACCGCCACCUCUUCCUGUUUGAGUUCUCCCUGGUCUUCAGCAAGGAGAUCAAAGAUUCAGCUGGCAGAACCAAGUACCAGUACAAGAACAGACUACUGACAUCAGAGUUGGGGAUAACUGAGCACAUUGAGGGCGAUUCGUGCAAAUUUGCUCUGUGGGCAGGAAGAACUCCCUCCUCUGAUAACAAAACUGUGCUAAAGGCGUCCAGUAUGGAAGCUAAACAGGAGUGGAUUAAAAACAUCAGGGAGGUGAUCCAGGAGAGGAUGACUCACCUGAAGGGGGCACUUAAGGAGCCUGUUCAUCUGCCUAAAACACCAGCACUGACCAAACCCAGGAAUAACACUAAGAGGGAGGGAGGUGAAGAUGGAGACAGUCAAGGAGACGGCAGCAGCCAGCCAGAUACCAUCUCCAUCGCCUCCAGGACGUCCCAGAACACUGUAGACAGCGACAAGCUCUCUGGUGGUUGUGAGUUGACAGUCGUCCUUCAGGACUUCACAGCAGGAUGCAGUACGGAGAUGUCUGUCAGCACUGGCCAGACGGUGGAGCUGUUGGAGCGGCCGAGCGAGCGGCCUGGUUGGUGUCUGGUGCGAACCACCGACCGCAGCCCACCACAGGAGGGACUGGUUCCCAGCUCCACACUCUGCGUGUCCCAUUCGCGCUCCAGCGUGGAGAUGGACUGCUUUUUCAGCUCGGGGAAAGAAAACUAUCCUGUUAGCGGCUCUGAUGGAAAGACAGAGUCAGUGGCGAACCUUCAGCCACAACCAUCCCUCAGCUCGCUGCAGUCCAGCUCUCCUGGUCCCAAACGCUCCGGAAACACUCUGAGAAAAUGGCUGACCAGUCCAGUCCGCCGCCUCAGCCACGGCAGCUCCGUCAAGAAACUCCCCAAUAACAAACAGAAGAAGACUGGAACAGGAAGAGAGGAAAGCAGGAAGAGCAUUGACCUCGGACAGCCCGACCUGCAGGAUGACAUCAUCAAUGAGAGAGUCAGUAAGGAAGGGAACAUCCUCUCUAAGACGUCCUCCGGGAUGCAGAGCGGCGGGGAGGAGGAGCAGGACGAGGAGGCUCACACCCCUCUGCCUCCCCCCAUGGAAAUCAUCAAAGACCCCUCAGCUCAGGACGACAAGUCCUCAUCCUUGCUAACGUCUCUACAGUCGUCCUCUGAGGUGCCCAGCGCUGCAGAGCUGGUUAGCGCCAUAGAAAAACUGGUUAAAACCAAGAUGACUCUGGAACCCGGCGCGUACCCCGGCUUCACCUCUCUCACCCCACCAGAGCAAACUACUCCUGUCCAGCCACGAAACCCUGAACUGGAGCAGAGAGCCAAAGCUAUGAGAGGACGGAUGUUUGUUCUGAACGAGCUGAUUCAGACGGAGAAGGACUACGUCAAAGACCUGGGCAUCGUGGUAGAGGUCUUCAUGAAGAGGAUCGAGGACAAGGGCGUCCCUGAUGACAUGAAAGGAAAAGACAAAAUUGUCUUUGGGAACAUCCACCAGAUCUACGACUGGCACAGAGAUUUCUUCGUAGGAGAGCUGGAGAAAUGUCUAGACGACCAUGAACACCUUCCUGAGCUCUUCAUCAAACACGAGAGAAGACUCCACAUGUAUGUGGUUUAUUGUCAGAAUAAGCCCAAGUCAGAGUUCAUCGUAGCAGAAUAUGACACAUACUUUGAUGGAAUCCAGCAGGACAUCGAAUCCAGGUUGUCCAUCAGUGACUUCCUCAUCAAACCAAUCCAGAGAAUCACCAAAUACCAGCUGCUACUGAAGGACUUCCUGAAGUUCAGCUCCAAGGCAGGAAUGGACUGCGAACAAAUUGAGAAAGCAGUAGAUUUGAUGUCUCAGGUCCCUAAACUGUGUAAUGACAUGAUGAAUUUGGGUCGGCUGCAAGGAUACGAGGGUAAACUGACCUGUCAGGGCAAACUGCUGCAGCAAGAAACCUUCUUUGUAACAGAGCAGGACACCGGCGUCCUAUCACGCUCCAAAGAACGACGAGUUUUCCUCUUUGAGCAGAUCGUCAUCUUCAGUGAGCUGCUCAGGAAAGGAUCGUCCACGCCCGGAUACCAGUUCAAGAAGAGCAUCAAGGUAUCCUACCUGGGUCUGGAGGAAUGCAUGGAUAACGAUCCCUGUAAGUUCGUCUUGUCGUGUCGCGGCUCCUCGGAGCGGUUCACCCUGCAGGCCGCCAAUGUCGACAUCAAGCAGGUUUGGGUCCGACACAUCCAGGAAGUCCUGGAUACUCAGAGCAACUUCCUGUAUGCUCUUCAGUCUCCCAUUGAGUACCAGAGGGAGAGGAGCGGAGCAGGCAGCAGCUCCUCACUGACCAGAAACCGCUCGUCCUCGGGGAACCGGCCCGCUACGUCGUCUCACAGCCGUCCAUCCUCGGCGGUCGGGCUCGGUGACAAGGAGACGGAGAGAGGGAGGAGCCAGAUGAAAGUGUCUACCUCCAACGGCGGUUCGUCAUGUUUUGACUCCAGGGACAGUGAAGGCGGCUGCAACGGUGUCUCUUCCACCAUGUUGGUCACUCAGGACUACUCGGCGCUCAAAGAGAACGAGAUCUGCGUCAGUCAGGGAGAGACCGUCCAAAUCCUGGCCACCAAUCAGCAGAACAUGUACCUUGUUUACCGACCAGCCAACAGCCAAUCACCUGCCGCAGAGGGCUGGGUGCCGGGACGCAUCUUGGACCCGCCCACAAAGUCUAUAAAAGACUCUUCUUCUACUUCCUCCUUCUCAGCAACAGUGGCCGAUGCCAACAACAUCAAGAAGUCUCUGUCCUGGAACACACUGCGUGCCAGGAAGCGCGCUGAAGCCAAGGACGUCUCCUCUGUGGGGGUCAGAGGUCAGGAGAAUGGCCUCCUCCGUAAGCCCAAAGAAACCACACCCCCUCCCCCGCUCGCCUCCCCUGCUACAAGGGCGAAGGGCAAAGAGGUUCACACUUCAGAUGAAUCAGACUGUGAUGAUGAUCUUGACCCAAAGACAGGCAUGGAGCUUCUCAAUCCAAACUUCAUUCAGGAAGUGGCUCCGGAGUUCCUCGUCCCUCUGUCAGACGUGGUGUGUGCGUUCGGGGAGACUGUAGUCCUCUGCUGUAAAGUCUGUGGACGACCCAAACCCUCCGUCACCCUGAAGGGUCCCGACCAGAACCCAGUGACCAGCAACAGCCGCUUCACCAUAGACAUCAGGGAUACAGGUGACAUCUUGUUGAAGAUCUGUAAUCUGAUGCCUCAGGAUACCGGGAUCUACACCUGCGUUGCCGUUAACGACCACGGCUCUGCCUCGUCCUCCGCCUCCAUUAAAGUGCAAGGUAUCCCAGCAGCCCCUGGGAGACCGGUGGCCCAGGAGGCCAGCAGCACGGCUGUGAUGAUCCACUGGCCGCCUCCGGCUUCGUCCGCUCACUGUGCUGUCAGCAGCUACACUGUGGAGUACAGACAGGAAGACUCGUUGCUAUGGCAGCAGGAGGUCAGCAGCAGAGAGGAGUGUGUUCAGAUCGACACUCUGAUCCCCGGGGGUCACUAUCAGUUCAGAGUGCGAGCCUCCAACCGCUGGGGGGUCGGCCCGCCGUCCGAGCCCUCAAAUAUGGUCACACUGUCCAGCAGCAACUCUGGCUAUGAUGGAACAGGGAUCCAGUGGAAAGAAAACUUUGAGUCGACCUUCUCUGAGAUCUGUGAGAUUGGAAGGGGACGAUUUUCAGUGGUGAGAAAAUGUCUCAACAAGUCUACAAAGAAAGAGGUUGCGGUUAAGUUUGUGAGUAAGAAGAUGCAGAAGAAGGAGCAGGUGGCCCAUGAGGCAGACGUCCUCCUACAUGUACAGAAUCACCAGCUGGUGGCGCUGCUGGACACAUACGAGUCUCCCACUUCUCUGAUGCUGAUCCUGGAGCUUAUGGAGAAUGGUCGUUUGCUCGAUUACCUCGUCGCCCAUGAUGAGCUGAUGGAGGAGAAGGUGGCGUUCUUCAUCAGAGAAACACUAGAGGCCCUGCAGCACCUUCAUACCUGCAGAGUAGCACACCUGGAUCUGAAGCCUGAGAACAUCAUGGUGGACCUCCACACUCCUACCCCUUCCAUUAAGCUCAUCGAUCUCGGCGAUGCCGUCCAUCUGUCCGCCCACCGCCGGUAUGUUCACCUCUUGCUUGGAAACCCAGAGUUUGCUGCACCUGAGCUCAUCCGCGGGACGCCGGUCUCUGUUGCGACAGACGUGUGGAGCGUCGGCGUGCUGGCUUACGUGAUGCUCAGUGGCGUUUCCCCGUUUCUGGAUGAAUCACCGGAGGAAACCUGCGUCAACAUCUGCCGCCUGGACUUCUGCUUCCCAGAUGAAUACUUCCGCGAUGUGAGCCAGGCAGCGAGGGAUUUUGUGUCCUCAGUGCUGCAGCAGGAUCCCAGGAAGAGGCCAAGCGCUACUUCUUGUCUGCAGCACCCGUGGGUGGGUCGCGGGGGUGUACAUGGUGGAGAGUACUCCAAGACGCCUCUGGACACGACGCGGUUGGCCACAUUCAUUGACAGAAGAAGACAGCUGCAUGACGUUCGGCCCAUCACCAAUAUCAAAGGGCUGGUGAGCAGCAGCAUGGGCAACACACUGUGAUGGAGAGGAGCUCUGAGUGUUUGAACACUCAGUGUUAAUCCAUCUGUCACCACCAGGGCACCCACAAUAACAUUACAAUAUGUUUCAAGCAUUUAAUUAUCUUUAGUAUUUAUUAACGCGUGAGUGAGAAAGGGAUUUGGUGCCUGAAUCCUUCCUGUAGUGCGAGAUUCAAUCUUCUUUCUAGGACCACUAGGCCACUCUGUCACCACUAGACCAAACUUAUAAGCUGAAAAGAAAAUGACAGCUGUACAAUAUUUAAUUGCUGACUAACACUUCACCUGGUCUUUGUUCACCUAGUAUCACCCGUUACAUAUGAAGUGGGUCCCAUAAACUGCCUAGACACCCCAUAAGAACCCAAAGAAAUUAAAGCUCAAAGUUGAGAAAAUGAGCAUUUAGAAAACACACUGUGAGCAGACAUAAUGGCAACAUAUUUAUUUAUAUUUGUAAUGUUUAUUUUUCCAGGGACAGAUGAUAUAUUGGAGGCAAGUGCCCGUUACACUAAUCCCAGUGUUGAGCUAAUCUUAUCUUGGAUCUGCAGGAGGCUGUUUCAUGUUCAGCUGGGGGCAAGAUGCCGUUGCUCAGGAACACUGCAGCAGUACCGAGUCCUGCAGAGAUUGGCCUCACUAGCCAGCUAGCUAGCAGAAUCAUGCUCACUGAGAAGCAUUUUACCACCCUUGCUUAGCUAACAUGCUAUGGCUUACAUAACUGAACAUAUUAACAGGUUUUGUGAGUUUCUGACGACUAGAAGGCAAAUUUUGCCAGACAGAGAUAUUUUGCCUGAUCAGUGACUGAUAUCAUCGGGUUGGUCAGUAGCAAAAAUGGUAAUGCACUGUGACGAAACUGCUAAUGAUAUAUUUGUAGUCAUCUAGUCUGAUUUGAAAUAUUAUCAUGAGGAACUCUCAUGGAGGAUUAAAGAAUCUAAACAGCUUCGAAGGGAAUCUGACUGAUCACAGCCAACAGAGGAGUUAGAGCGUACACCUUUUUAAUGUUGGUUUAGGUGCUGUUCUUAUCCUGGGUUACGUAGUGAGCCGAGCCAGGGUCAAUGUCUUGCUCACCUAUCACACUUUGACAGGAUUACUAGAAUUUUGGGGAUUGAUCCUGGGACUGUCACUGCAUAGUACUUGAAGCCUGCCCCACACAGUAGCUUCAGUGACGGAGAAGACUAAGGAUCAUUAGGAAUAGUAAUUUUGGGGAACAGUGUGAUGGAGGGUUUCAGCAGAGCCAUCAAGAAUGUUGUAAAAAAAAAAAAAAACCUCAUGAAUGAAAUUUUGGUUUAACAAGCAGACGUUUCACUCCAUAGCACGGAUGUUCUGCUAAUUGUGUUGAAUGUGUUUUGAUUUGUUGAGGCGGGAGAGGCAAAUUAGUCCAAAUCCCAACUAACUGAAAACAUUAUAAAUUCCCAAAUUUCUGCUCUGUUUGAUCACUGGUGGGAAAACCUCUCCACAUAGGAAGUGAUCAAUAAAAAAAGUGUCUCCUAAACAGCAGCAAGCAAGAAACCUGGACUUAAAAAUAUAUAUUUAACUCUUCUUGUUCAUUUGGUAUGAAGCAUAACAGACCAUUUACGUCACCUCGGAGGAUUUCGGCAUCAUUUCAGCUAACACGUUUGAUAACUGUAACUGCAAUUUAAACCACCAACAUGCAAAGCUUUUUUGGACUGGAUGCAACAGCUCUGAACCCUGCUAUGAUAUACCCUUAAUUUAUUGAAUGUUUAUUUAUUACAGGACUGAGGUUGAGAGUGAAAUCAUAAGAUGACUAAAUCGAACCGAACUGCACUGAGCUGAACUGAAGUCACCGAACAGCUGCUGGACUGUGCAGCUAGUUUACGUUGUGAAUAGUGUUGUAGUGAAUUGCUGGAGGAGUUUACAUCAAAUCACUGACUGAUCUAUACUGAACUGUGCUGGACUGAACUGUCAUGAAUUACAAUAAACUGGAUCAAAAUGGGCAGUUUUAGCCAACAGCAUCGCUAAAUGGAAGGUGAAGAAAAUCAGUGAAUAACCUCCUAGAGCAAACAGAGGACUACUGGAUCUUACACAGUAACUCAGAAAAGGCACCAUGGAGACUGAAAUCCUUUCUAUAGGACACCUAUAAUUUGUUCGUAUCACUGUUUACAAAAAAAAGUCCAAAUAAUGUUUAAGUAGUUUACAAAAAAGUAGAAUAAUCAGGGAAAACCUGCAUGUAAAUUCACCAGGGAUGGUUUAGAAAUCAGGUUAGAAAUCUGUCUGUUUCUAGAAGAAAAACCUGUUGGUGUUGAGGUGGGAAAUGAACUCCACCCUGAAACUUUUUUUGUUUGUACAUGUGUCUACCAGCCACUGUGGCAAGUAACCAACCGCAGUGUCCCAUUCAUUUGGCUUGUAAAAUAGUUUGUGUGGCUGCUGAAUUGGUCUUGGAUUUAGACAGAAGAGUCCAUUUACUGAUGAAUGUAAUUUCUUGUAGAAUGUGUUCUGCCAUCACAAGUGCUGUCCUCUGCUUUCACCAAAUGCUUUCGCUUUCACAAUGCUCCCUUCUGACCAUUUUGCAUCCCCACCCCCCGCAAGUAUUUAGCAUACUCCGUUAGUAAGCAUUUAUUUUCAUGCAGCCGGGGAUGCAGAAUGGUGCAAAUGUAAGCAACCCACUGUUCUGAAGAAGCAACUUUCACCUUUGAUGUCGAGUACAACAACAUCCAUGGGAAUCUGCAAGUGUAAUAGUUUGUGUUUAUCAGUGCAGCUGUAAUGAGAUCUAUUCAGGUACCAGUGGAACAGCAGAGCGUUCUGCUGUUUCAUCUCAGUUCCAUCUUCUCAGCAGGGACUUGUUGGAAAUUUCAGCUUCACAAAGGGAAAAAUGCAACAGAGCAAAAAAGUCAAACAAGUAAUCAUAUAAAUAAAUACAAAGACAAAUGAUUUAAUUUGGCUCUGCCCUGUGUGGAAAAAGUGAAAUUAUGAAAUAAAACUGUCAUUGGGGAAAAUGGCAAUGUGAGAUAAAAACAGACUCUGGCAAAAAACAGUUAAAUUUAAAAAAUGUGUGAUAAACUGUGUUACUGUCAAAAGACGAAGGCUGAUAUAACAUGUCAUAAUACUGAGCCGAGUUUUAAAACCUUAUCGCAGCAUUUCACUAUUUAAUUUUGUUGUCUUAUUUAUUUAAUUAAUUUGAACACUUUGGGCCUCCAUACUCCAUACAACCUCAGCCCACCUGUUAGCUGUGUCUCUUGAAUGGAAUACAGCCUAGGUGACAUAAAAAUGACCAGUUGCUAUAGCAACCACGCUGGUGCAGAACUGCAGAGUCAACAUGGCUGCCGUAGAACUCUCACUGCCUGCAGUUUAUGCUAGCAAAGGUGCUUUUACUGUGUGUGUUUAUCAACUGUUGCUAACAAUCAAAUGUUAUCCUGAAUGCCUGAAGUACGUAAAUGUAUGUUGUUUACAAAGAAAAAACAAUAAUGAAGAUGAAAAUCAGAUUACGUUACAGGUCUGUUUCUGCUGCUUUCUCUGCAGUAGCAGCCUACAUUUCAAUAAGCAGUGGAUCACAUUGUAAACGUCACUGCUUUGGUCCCCACAUGGCACGAGUACCUAAUCUUUUAACGAGCCUGAGCCCUCCAUUUACUCAUCGUUUACAUUUCAACAGAAAAAGUUAAAUCUGUGCUCUGCAUUAUAGUAUUUUAGCCUGGCACUCAGGGUCUUCAUGAGGUAUAAACCAGCCUUCAAAAUGCAUAAUGUUUCAGCAAUUCAGCAGAAUAUUGAAGCUUUACUGAGCUCUGUAUUUCUGUCUUGUUAAUUGUUAAUAGUUUCCUGUAAAGACGACCAUUCAUCUGCAACCUCUGGAGUGAGAUUUUUUUAAAUUCUAUAUUACUGUUCGUGAUCGAAAGCUUGGACUCCAAAUGUUUCCCAGUCUGCCCAUCUUGAUUUAAGCUGACAAUGGAAAUAUUCAAAUUUGAUAAUGCAGUAGGAGUGUACAAUAUUUAAAGUACUAGCUCUGUCUGAAGCCAGUACAGCUUCACCCUCCGGUUUGCUACAGCUGUUCUCCUAACCCGGGUUUGACCUGCGCAGCAGCAGAGGCUUGGUUUUAACUCUCUGAAGAACGGAGCUGAUCUGUUGUCUACACCACAUGCAAUCUCAUAACGAGGGAUGCUCCAAUCAAUCGGGUACUGAAUGAAAUCGCCAGUAAGUGAGGCAAACGCAUGUCUCAACUGAUAUUGUCAUUGUCAUUUAAGUUUUCGCCCUCUGGUAUUCACAUGCAGCCUCAGUGUAACUGUAACCUAUGAUUACCUUUAAGCUUGACUCUUGACUGUCAGAAAGUCAGGAAGAAAUGAAAUCAGUCCUUUUGUGUUCAAUCUGUUUUUCAGGAAAGUCCUACAGUCAACUAGUCAACUUUAGUGUUUCUGUCAGACAGAAGGCCCUUUAAUUAACAUUUUGUCUUGAGGUUAGGGCUGAAGGGAAUAUUUAGAAAUUAAAACAUCUUUAUUCACAUGAAUAAUUCACACCUGUUUUCAUGUGUUUUGAGCAUGUGGCGUAUAUUGAAAUUCAUACAGAUGUAAAUGUACCCAAAAUGCAUCAAAAAACUAAAUCUGAUCACCACAACGAGAUUAGCAGGAUGGCAAAAUUUUUUACUUAAAGUAAAAGUACAAACGGAUUAGCAUCAAAAUAUACUUUAAAGUACUUAUUAUACAGAACUGCCCAUUUCAGAAUAUGAGCCAUUCUGCAUAUUAUAUUAUUGGAUUAUAAUAAUGAUGCAUUAAUGUGUACUUUAAUGUUACAGCCGGUAAAGGUGUGGAUAAUUUGAAUUAGUAGGGAUCAAUGAAGUCUUAUCUAAACCUAUAAAAGACAUAAUUUAUCUGUAUUAUUAAUCUGAAUCUACAGAGUAACUAGUAAUUAAAGUUAUCAAAAUGUAGUGAAGUAAUGAGUACAAUAUUUGCCUCCGACUUGUUGAAGUAUAAAGUAUCAGAAAAUGGAAAUACUCAAGUAAAGUGCAAGUACCUAAAACUGUACAGAACCUCAGAUCGUCUUCUCCAUUGAGUUAAACUUCAGGCCGACUGUCCCGGUGUCUAUACAAUCCCAGUCCCACAAUGCAUCUGUCAUGGCUUGGUGAGCCACGUAGCACCAUGGUGGCUCCACCCUGUUGAAUGCUAGUCUGUGCUGCAUCCUGAUAGUGUUCAUGCUGAGCUUCGUCCAUAGAGAAACAUGCUGAUGGCUUCAUGUUGCUGUGUGCAGCAGCACACUUCUGUAUAGGCUGCCUCUUCUUACUCCAUCCGACCUGCUGGUUUGUUACUCUUUACUAAUAAAGAACCUGCUUGUUUGUAGUUUUUCCUCUUUCUGUCUCAUUCCCUUAAAUCACGGUGUGAAGGCUUUUUUUGUGCGUGGGCUAUAACAUUUUAGACUCUGGUUAAAUGUCAUUUAUUUAUGAAAGUACAAGCAUAAUAAUAUCUUACUGGUUGAAAUUAUUAAUUGAUUUAUUGAUUGCUUCAUUCAACAUCUUUAAAACAAACCGUGAGUGAAUGACCACAGACUCUGCACAGGAUUCUGCCAAUUUACUGAGCCCAGUAAGAUUAUAGAAAAGCUAAAUACAUUCACGUGUCCUGAACAUUUUUAAGACGUAAAAUGGAAUUUAGCCUCUAGUUUACAGUUGUUUUAAGAGGCUUGAGUCAACAGUUUAGUAGAUUAUAACAAAAACCCCAAAAAGGUGAAUGUGCAUUCUUUGAGUUAAAGCUAUAAAGGCGAGACAUGAGGCAGCAAUGUAUGUGGAGGAGAGUUGAAGCUAAAAAGACCAGCAGACAGUCAUGUGUUCAACAGUGUUUCAAAACUUUUGUUCAAUUUGCUCAGACGGGACUACAGAAAUGUUAAGUCUACAGCUGCAGAAAAUGAAUAUGAAAUGCUGUAAAGCCAAAAUAAAAAUUGGCUUAAAAAGUCA
Siniperca chuatsi (mandarin fish) is the source of this 15170-nucleotide messenger RNA. It is a transcript of the gene kalrna, whose product is annotated as kalirin RhoGEF kinase a. Lineage: Eukaryota; Metazoa; Chordata; Actinopteri; Centrarchiformes; Sinipercidae. Gene Ontology annotation, biological process: intracellular signal transduction; axon guidance; protein phosphorylation. Gene Ontology annotation, cellular component: postsynaptic density; cytoplasm. The transcript has 68 exons. Gene Ontology annotation, molecular function: protein kinase activity; protein binding; ATP binding. The record is from RefSeq and is a predicted model, not a curated record. The coding region runs from base 237 to 9296 and encodes 3019 amino acids.